Messenger RNA from Porites lobata, 11671 nucleotides. Lineage: Eukaryota; Metazoa; Cnidaria; Anthozoa; Scleractinia; Poritidae. The record is from the annotation of a GenBank genome assembly.
AUGGCAGGCUGUUUUUUCUCCUUUCAAAUUAGGCUCUUUCUGGCUUGGGCUGCCUUGGGAACGUGGCUGCACAACAUCGUAACUGCAAAUCAAGGUAAAAAAAAACCAAGUUGUUUCCUAAUAAGAGGGUGUCAAUCUAGAAAUCUUGCGUCUAACGUUGAGUUUUCGUUGUCUUAACCGUACCAAUACAAACAAAAUACAAAAAGAAUGUCACUUUUUUGGCUCAUAUACGGUUCAAAUUUUAAAAGUUUUCGGGGAAAGAGGCAGAUUUAAUUUAACUUGUCCUUCCCAAGAUAGUGUAUAUCCUGAAUGUGUGAGAAAUGCUUUACACUCUGUUUAUUUUAAUAUUCUUAAUUAGGGUUAGAAGAAAAAAUGUAUUUAUUGUACUGAAUAACUUCACAAUCUUUUCCAUCGCUCUUUACGUCUAUUUAUUUGUAUACAGUGUUUUUAGAAUGUUAGAAUUUUUCUUUAUCUCAAGAGCAAAACGGGUGACUUUUAAGAUCUUUUAACGUAAGAUUCUAUCGACCUGCCUUUUGAACGUUUUUUCAUCACCUUUUUUUCGAAAGCAGAUCAUGAUCAGAAGGCUUUUUCAUCAGUCAAGCUAAAUCUACGUAGCAGAAUAACAAACGCUAAAAUUCUUAGACUUGGAGUCAGUUUCAGUCGAAGGUUCUAUCGACCUGCCUUUUCGGAACGUUUUUUCAUCACCAUUUUUUCGAAAGCAGAUCAGAAGGCUUUUUCAUCAGUCAAACUAAAUCUACGUAGCAGAAUAACAAACGCUAAAAUUCUUAGACUUGGAAUCAGUUUCAGUCGAAGAUUCUAUCGACCUGCCUUUUGAACGUUUUUUCAUCACCUUUUUUUCGAAAGCAGAUCAGAAGGCUUUUUCAUCAGUCAAACUAAAUCUACGUAGCAGAAUAACAAACGCUAAAAUUCUUAGACUUGGAGUCAGUUUCAGUUGAAGGUUCUAUCGACCUGCCUUUUCGGAACGUUUUUUCAUCACCUUUUUUUCGAAAGCAGAUCAGAAGGCUUUUCCAUCAGUCGAACUAAAUCUACGUAGCAGAAAAACAAACGCUAAAAUUCUUAGACUUGGAAUCAGUUUCAGUCGACAUUCUUUUGGCUCCAGACUGCACUGAGGCUAACCUUAAACUAACUUACCAGACUUUGAAGAAAAUCAAUAUCUAGUACAAUUUUAGACGCGUAUUUUCAUGCAUUCUAUUGAACUAGGAAAGAAAACUUGAAAAGUGACAAGAAAAAUGCAACUGCGUUGUUGUGCUUACGACACAAACGAUCAUGUACGACACCAUAGCCUAGCUUUAGUUUGUGCCUGCCCAAGUGGGUGGGGGACGUGUUUCUCGAAGCACAUCAAUUGGAAAUAAAAUUAAAGCUGUUUCCAAACAAAUCUAUCUUGAAAUUCGGUGCCGUCGAAUUUUGGUUUAAGGGCCUUACAGGCUCUUUCUCUUACACUGAACUUUAAAUGAAUAAUUAAACGAGUGUGUAACUACAUCAAUUUGACGUUGCCGUGGAGACAACAAAGUUGGAGCAGAAGCUUUGAAAUACAACAAUUUACUCUCGCAACUUCUCUGUCGAUCGAUAAUUUCUGAUCAUUUCGCAGAUACUCCAUUUCCAAAGUUUUUUUUAAAUUUAUUCGUGGAAUAUUUAACUUCUUAACAUGCAUGGCAACCUGUUCUUGUAUCAUUUUCCCUCACCAAGUUCGUCCGAAUAAAAAAUAGUUUCCUUCUUAUUCAGACGACACAAGAAAAACAGAGACAAAAGAGAACUACUACGCCUUUCUCUUAUUGCUCAGAGGUUAUUUGUAAAUCAUUAGCCAGGCGUGUCCCGUCUUAAUUCUAGCUAAGUUAAAAAGACUUGAGCACACAAUUGGCUCACUGAUUUCGGUGAUAGUGUGCCUGAGGAUAUUUUGCAAAUAAAGGGUGUCAAGGGGCUUUUUCUAAUUGUCUUUAACCUACGCUAUUUGACAAAUAAAAGACACCAAAGGCUGUUUUACGAUUAAAACUGCCGACAAAAAAGGGCAUAUAUCGCUCCCUUCAAAAACUUGGCUUUUUCAACUCGAAUUGUCACGUUUCAAGAAUUACGACAGCUAAAACUAAAACUGAAUUAAACCUUGCGGUUGUCUUACUGUAAAGGGAUACUUCUAAAAAGGCCAGUAUUAGUUUUAAAGAGAUAGGUUCGUGCCUUAAAUCAUAAGAAGGUCUGAACGUCUCUAAUGCCUUGCUACGCUGCAACUUGCCCAGCGCAGUCUAUAAGUAACUGACUAAAGUUCUCCCACAGGUAGCCCAAGCUCACUAUGAGAGCCCUGAGCAACAUUAUCCAUUAGCUAAUUAAUUAUUGAUACGGCAACAAUUAUAAGACUUUGUAUGAGAGUUAUCCUAUUUCUCUAUAACUGAGCGAAACGUGCAUUAAAUUUUUCCUUUUAAGCCUGCACUUAGUAUUUUCUAAUGUUUAUUUGUGUGUUGACUGCGUUUCAUGCCUGUUAGGAUGCCAACUGAACCUAAGAACAGCACUACCCUUCUAGGCUAAUUAAUUAUUCACACGGCAAGAAAAUUGUAGGACGUUGAAUGAGAAAUAUUCUUUGCUCACUAAAUUAAUAAAAUUUGCAUUGAAUAUCGCUUUGAAGCUUACCUUUAGUCUUUUUAUGUUUUUCUUUGUAUUCUGACCGCAGUUCAGACCUCCUAAGCACAUUUUUUUGGGGGGGCGGGGAGUGAAAAACUGGUGGAUGGGGCAAGACAGACUUUAUUGCAGCCACCUAUACCUCACUGUAUGUAGAGGUCGCCCCAUGCAACGGAAUCGAAGACAAUCUUGGAUUCCGGAUUCCAUGCUGUGGAUUCCGGAUUCCAGGUACUGACAGAUACUGGAUUCUAGUCUUUGUCAAUAGAACUUGGAUUCUGAAUUCCAAUUCACGGUUAGUGGGAUUCCGGAUUCCAAAGCCCGGGAUUCCACAUUUCUCGAGCAAAAUUGUACCGGAUUUCGGAUUCCACAAGCAGAACUUCCCUGAUUCCGGAAUCCGACUUCCCUUUCAUUGGGCGAUAGAGGAAUGUCGAAGCAGUCACAUGUUGUGGAACUUAUAAACUAUUUUGAACAACUCUCUCUUUGUAGGUUGCAGCCAAAAUCGACGCCUGAAGUUUUCUCCUCCAGUAAAAGACAAUUAUCUUCAAGGGCACGUCUUCUAUAAUAUUUCUUUUGAAGCCCACAUAUCAUGUGAAGCAGAAUGUCUUCACCGGAAAGAAUGCGUGGCAAUUAACAUUGGUCCAACAAUUGAAGGCAUUAAGGUCUGUGAGUUGUGUAACUCAGAUCACCUACAGUAUCCAAAUGAUUUAAAACCAAGACGCGGCUGGACAUAUAGGGGAACAGAGGUAGGCUGAAUUAUAAAUUAUUUGUUACCAGCGAUAGUGCUGUCAUAAUUAUAGAGAUAAUAAUGAUAAGAGUUUAUAAGAACGCGAUGAUCUAACUUGUAUAACGUUAUAGUGAAGAUUACGACGAUGAUGAUGAUGACGACGCCGACGCCGAUAAUCUUGAGAAGGGGGAAGUUGACCAAGAUGGUACUUAAAUCUUUUAUAAAGUGAUGAUGACAUAUUUAACGAAGAAUUUAUUGAGCAGGAACUUCUGAACUGCUACACUUAAAUGCCAAAAAUACCUGGUACGUGGUUUUUAGUAAUCCAGUUUAUGUUGCUUUUGGCCUACAAGCCAAGAUCAGCCAAAGUUUAGCCCAUAUCCUCCUUGAAAUGCUUUGCCUCAAUUAAAACCAGCAAUGGCCCCAGCGAGACUGCAAAGACGUAUAGGUUUAGCAAAACAACCAGCAGAAAAGACCUGACUGGUCUAUGAAAAGGCAAGGAUGUCCUUGUGGCUAUGAAGAUCAGGCAAGUCAGGAUCCUUGAGAGAAUGUCAUCAGUGUUUCAUAUGGAGCUGAUGUUACAGGACUAAAUGCGUCAUUUUUGGCAACAAACAUUUUAGGUUCUAGAAACUGUCAAAUCAGUUAAAUAUGCAAACUCAUAAGAUAAACAAUCCCUUAAUUAACUAGUGUUUAUUAUGGGGGAGAUGGACUGCUGAUAUUUUUAUGAAUCAGCAGUUUGCAUGGGUUUUCCUUAUAAUUAAUUUCUACCUUUAGAGGUAAUUGUAUAUGUUAAUGAUGGAAAACCUACAUAAUCUGAUAGUAUAAAUUAAAAGUAAAGGAAAUCUGUAGUUAAAAAGAGAGAACAGGAGAGAAAGAAAAAGAGGAGCAAGCGAAAGAAAGAAAAACAGCGAUCGAUUUCAUCUCCCGUUUUCCAUCAAAGCGUCGGUUUUUUCAGUUUUUCAGGCGAAAAUAGUCGCAUAUCAAGAAUUGUUUUGCGUAGUGACGUUACUAGCGAGAAAAGUAAAAAGAGAAACAGGUUUAACAAGCAAAGCCAAAACUCUGAACGUGCAGCACACUUUUUGGCAGAUUUCUUUCGUCGUUGCACAACUAACGUUGUCAAACUUGACCGAAAUGGCAAUGCGAUUGUGGCUUAACCCUUUCACUGCCAAAUGUGGCCAAGGGCAAAAUUCAACAAACAUUUCCCAAUUUCAUUUUAAAAUUUUGAAAAACAAGUAGUACCAUGUAAAAGUACAGGAAGAAAGGUUUCAUUUGAAUGGUCAUACCAUAGGUUUUCGUCCACCGACUCAAAAGUUAGAACCACCUUACACAACUCUUUUAUUCACUCUGGCAGUGAAAUGGUUAAUCUGUAUGAUCGUCCCUUCAACAGCGAGGAUCGUCGCGACUUUGAUAUCGUCGGAAGUAUCCAGAGGCUCAAUUACGUAACUAGACUGCAAAACAGUUGGGUUUUUUGCAGUCAAGGAAAAGCCUCCAGUUCGUUUCUUGCCUGGUUCGCUCUCUCGAGCUCUGCCAAGCCUCGAUUCGACACAGCUGUCGACAGACUGAAAAGGGAACUGCUCAAAGUCUACAAAAUAAUAGUAAAAUGUCAUAAAGUCUAAAUUACGCUUUUUUUUCAAUAGAAUAUUUGUGUACACAAACCGUGCUUGAACAAUGGAAAGUGUUUUCUUGGAUAUACAGACAAGAAGUUCCUUUGCGAAUGCCAGUCUGGUUACACGGGAGAACGCUGCGAAGCAGGUGAUUAUGUGGCCAGCAAACGCAGACAUAUCUAGUCCCGUUUUCGCUUGACUGCGCCACAAAGAAUACUUUUCGGGCAGAAACAAACUGGAAAUACGUCCACGUAAACUGUUCUCUCAUACACGGAAUCGCCAGCUGGUAAACUAGAAACUUACCGUGGCUCGCAGCUUCGAGAUCCUUCCUUACAAAAACGAAGGCGUAUCCCACCCAAAAAUGGAGAACAAGUGAAUGUUGCUUGCUAAGAAAUAAUCAACAUUGUCAGGGUUAAAAAUUAUCUGUGCCCGAGGGGUUGGAGCGGGGAGGGGGGGGGAUUCCGCAGCAUGCAAAGUUUUAUCCUGGGAAGCUCCGCCCUGGGAGAAAUUUUUUCCACUUUUUCCCUGCCAUAAAAUCCUUCAGUUAGCCCUUUAGGUCCUUUUACAGACCGAAAUGAUACAGAUUUCCUUACCUUCUCAUAUACUUCAACUAUUGAAAUUCUUACCCUUUUAUACACCUGGAGUCUGGAAAAGGCAACUCUUUUGCAGUUCGGGCGGAGCUUCUACGAAUAGGCCAUCAUAGGGGGUACCCCCGGGAUUUAUAUUUGCUCUUCGUGCAAUGAGUGAAACAAUCUCUCUUCCCUGAAGCAAUCAGCAUGCUACAAUGAAUGUCUAGGUUUAUAUACGGUGUGCGAGGUUGGUGGCUUGUAUUGUUUUCUUUUUUUUAUAUUAGACCUAGACGAAUGCAAGGAUAAAACUCAUCAAUGUUACGUAAAUGCGAACUGUACCAACAUUCCUGGCUCAUAUAACUGCACGUGCAGGCCUGGUUACAGAGGAAAUGAGAGGAUUUGUAAUGGUAUAAUUAGCUACCUAAGCCUUCACUUCAUUUUUCUGCAAGUAGUUCUGUUUUCUUUGUAACUUAAUAUUUUCUACUUCCUCCAGAAAUUGAUGAAUGCAAGGAUGGAAGUCAUGAUUGUCACAUAAAUGCCAACUGUACCAACAUUCCUGGCUCUUACAACUGCACGUGCAGGCCUGGCUACACAGGAAAUGGGAACAUUUGUAAUGGUAUAAUUAACUAUCCAAGCCUUCACUUCAUUUUUCUGCAAGUAUUUUAGUCUUCUUUGUAACUUAGUAUUUUCUACUCCUUCCAGAAAUUGAUGAAUGCAAGGAUAACACUCAUCAGUGUGACGUAAAUGCGAACUGUAUCAAAAUUCCUGGCUCAUAUAACUCCACGUGCAGGCCUGGCUACACAGGAAAUGGGAGCAUUUGUAAUGGUAUAAUUAACUAUACAAGCCUUCACUUCAUUUAUCUGCAAGUAGUUAUGCAUUUGUAAAGGUAAAAAUUUGGGAAGACCUUAGAUAACAAUAACCUCAACCAGGUUGUGGCGUCAAGUGGUUUAAGUGAAAGCAAGAAUUUGGGUGCCGGUGGGUUGCUCAGUCUCGCGGGCUCAUAAAACCUGGUCUCAGUCAUUCUUAUUUAAAGAUUUUCAAAAAUUUUUCGAUUAAUUUUUAUGACGCGCAUUAUAGGGUCGGGGCUUAUAGCUCCCUUUGAUACUCUUUUCCUAGUUAUAUCUACAUUUAAAACCAUGAAGAUGGUCCCUUAAUUGUUACAGCAGUAAGCGCUCGAUCUCAGCGAUCUUACGGAAGCAGUCUUUGAAUUGCUCUUUGAACUUCAUCUUUUUAAAUUUUCUGGGAUUCCAGUGUAGGAGGUAGGUUUAUGUGUAAUUCUGGCAUUUGUUUUUUCAGAUGUUGAUGAAUGUGCUGACAACUUACAUGACUGCGACGCUAAUGGAAACUGUACAAACAUACCGGGAUCCUAUGGCUGUGUUUGCAACCCACCAUAUAAUGGAUAUGGGAAAAAGUGCAUUAAAACACGUGAGUGUAGUAUUAAGCCGAGAAAUAUAAAAUGAUCCGAGUGAAACCUGGAGGAGAAUGGGGGGUUGAUGGCUUAGGGAUUGUUUACAUAGAGGUGGGGGACCCCAGUUAGAUGAGGAGACCCGCUUAGGUGGUUUAACCCGACUGUCCAUAUCAUUUCUCAUUUUAAUUUGAUCACGUUUACAUGAUAGGUGGGGUGACCCGCCACAUGUUACCUCACCUUUCUGGGGUCCCCCACCUCUAUGUAAACCGGCCAUUAGUUGGUACUGCGCCUUGGGUCCUAAUGACGUUUAGAGCAGGCAACAACCGCUUUAGGCCCUUCCACUGUCGCGUAAUUUUUACGUGCGUACAAGCAGAAAAAUUUAAUUACAUUCGCAAAUAAAAGAGAGGCAAUGUAUGAAGGAUCGCGCGAAAAAGUAAAAGUUGAACCUCGCCCAACUUCACGUUUAAGUGCAACACUGCCUCGUAUCUUCUCUAUUUUACUUACGAGAGAAAAAUUUAUGUGCGUUUACACGCGCGUGAAAAUUACGCGUCCACCCUUCAUGCAGGUGCGAAAAGAAAGGCCUGAAAAAAAAUUCAGGCUUGUAUCGGAUUCAAACUCUUGACCUAUGCGAUACCGGUGCAGCGCUCUAACCAAUCGAGCAAUCAAGCCAUCUGGGAGAUGGUCAUUAUAAAAAUGGGUCAUUCGCUUGGUUCAAACCUUUCACAAAAAUAGGUCAUCUCCGAAUUAUCACUUUCAAAAUGAGGCUGAGUGCAAAAUAUUUCUUGUGAAAAUGACUUCUAUUUGCAUGAGAAUAAAAAAUCAUUUUCAUGUCGCACUUAGCCUCGCUUGGAAAUAGAGGCUUAGAACAACUGUUGAUUCGUAAUAUACCCGAGAAAAAUUACAGGCUUUCUACCUGUAGAACAGUUUUGGAUUAGUGACUUCAUAUAUGCAAAAGAGGUGGGGAACCUAAACGCAGAGCUCAAGUUCACUUGGAGGAUUCUUGAAGGCAAAUGAGCCGCAGUAUUUAGUAAGAAUUGUUACAAGCAUUCGUGAUAAUAAAUUUAACUGUUUUCAUAUACGGGCCUCUCUAUUGGCGAGUAACUGCGGACGUCGUUUUCGUCGCCCUUUUCCCAUCAAAUCGUCGGCUUUUCAUCGAAAUCGUCGCAUAUCAAUAGUUGUUUUGCAUGGUAACGCUACUAGGGAGCUCGAACAACCACAAUGACGGCAAUGUAACGUGAAAAUAAAAAAAAGCUUAAGCAUGCAACAGGUUUGAUUGAUAAACAGAAAAAAAUACCCGAACGUGCAGCACACUUUUUGGCAAUUUUGCUUGCCAUUGUUGCACGAGUAACGUUGUCAACCUUUAUCGAAAUGGCAAUGCGAUCGUACCUUUAGCCCCCGUCCCGCGGACGUAUCCGGGUAUUUUUGAAUCCGCAAAUUUUUCUUUGCGGAUUCAAAAAUUUGCACGUCCACACGUAUCCGUAUUCAAAUCGAAUUUGCCCGUCCACACGUAUCCGGAUUCACUCUCAGUUCGUCAGCUAAUUUGUAAAGCGAUCUUCGACUCACGCGAAAAAUUUAAAUCGCCAGUCUGUUUCACUGAUAAAAUUGUCCCAUCAAGCACUAUAUUUCAAGAUUUCUUUUUUAAGGUGGUCUUAAUGCAUCAACUAUUCUUGGCAACGACAGUAGGUACUUGGAGAAUUUGACGUUGUUUUUAGAGCCCGUGAUCAAUAGCUCAGUCCGUAGUAGGUUUGUGAGGUGUUGGCACGCUAAAGAGGACGGCUGGGCGGCGUCUACGUUCCACGGCAACUGUGAUGACAAGGGACCUACUGUAACUAUCAUUCAAGUCGGCAGUUUCAUAUUUGGUGGAUACAGUGACGUAUCAUGGAAAAACCCAGGACUGCGUGAGUACAUGUACCAGGAGAAUUAGGACUUUGUUUUUUUUGUUUGCUAACAAUGAAGAACGAUAAAGUGGUACAGCGGCGUUUGGCUUGAGUACAUGUACUGUUAAAAAAAAUAGGAUGUUUUUCUGCUUACGUACCACUCAAGGCGAGAAAGUAAUUCCUUGGCAAUCAGAAUUGGCCAUUUUCAUGAUGACGUCACUUGAUACAACUAUCAGAAGUUUGUUUUUCUCUAAUUCACCAUUUAAAUUAAAUUAUCCCGGUCAGGUUUAAAUCUUAUAAGAAUCGAUUUUGAAAUACAUUUUAAAACAAAAGUCAAUGAUAAAAAAGAAGCUUGUCUUCAUGUCAUCGUUAUCAAAGAGAGUAAAUACUUCCACGAAUCAUGUUAAUUUCACAUCUUUUGAUAAUGAUGACAUGAAACCAUCGAAACGUCAAUUUACUUUUUUAUCGUUGAUUUAUAAUGGUAAUUGAACUGAGUGGAGUGCAAUUUGGUCUGAAAUCAUACGUGUAAUUUCAAAAUCGAACGAGCGCGCAGCGCGAGUUCGAUUUGAAAUCACAAGUAUGAUUUCAUACCAAAAUUGCACGACACGAAGUUCAAUUACCACUUUAUUACAUCCAUUUUGAAAUCGCAGAAUUUAGUAAGUACUAAUAUUUUAUUGAUCGAGUAGCCGGUUUUUAAAAAGCCGAAACAAAAAGGCUUUUACAUCUCAUUUUGUAUUCGCAACAGAAUGAUGCGAUAUCGAACAAAAAUGGUGCGAUUUAAAACAGAAAUGAUACGAUUUAGAACAUGAAUGACGCGAUUUGGAACAGAUGCGAUUUAGAGCAAAAAAUGGUGCGAUUUAGGAAUAAAUCACACUGCUGAGAGCCAAUCAGAUUGCACGGAUAGCCAGUGAUUUCAAAGUGGAUGUAAUAAGAGGUUUAAAUCACAACAUCAAUAAACAAAAUCUUGCAAAAUUUGGUUUCCCCCUCUCCUUACAAACACCUUAAGGGGCCACUCCACAGGGGAGGACGCCUCUGGUCCGCCCAGCCUAAUUUUACUGAAUUAUCUUUAAAGUUCUCUAACUAUGUACUGCGGACUCUUUUUAAUGAAGCAAAGUGUCACUUAAGAACUACCCCCCGGGUCACGGUAGUCAGAAGGAUAAAAAGGAAAAAUUUUCCAUUGUAAAAAGCAAUUGUGGUCACAUCCAUGAACAUUCAUGACCAAGAUUACGUUUAAAAGCUAAAUGAAACACAGAAUCAAGUGGUUCAGCCAUACAGAGGUUAAAAAAAAAUGUAUCAGAUAAAUGUGUGAUACCGUCUGUCAUUUGUAUUUUAUGGACUUCAAGUAGGUUUCAGGUUCUGUCAUAAUUCCAUAGAUCUGAAUUCAGUUACGAUUCUUGUUUGCAUAAAUCUCUUUUCGGGACAAAAACCCUGCUCUUUUCUACCAACACUGAGGGAUUCCAGUUUAGGGAGAGCUCCCUUUCUGCUCAUCAUGGAAGUUUGUUACUCUUCUAAAACUGCCUAAUUUUCUCCUCCUCAGGUAAAUUAAGGCAUGGGCCUCAAUUUGCCUUAAUUUGCUCUUUUGAAAAGUGAGGGGGUGGUCUAUAUCUAAGAGCUUUAGAUGAAGAGACAUAAAACUUUGCCACCUAAACACAUUUUUAGUUUGUUUUAAUUUUGUGCUUUAAAAUUAUGUAAAUUAGGUCACGUGACCUUCAUCGGCUGAAAAAGCUUGUUCUUCAAACGGCAACACUUUUUCUUGUGUCUUCAAUAGUUUUACCGGUUGCAUAAUGUUAAUGCCGUUUAAUGUAUCACUUCUGUGCUUGGCCUUUUUUAGAUAUUUAAAAUCGAAGACGUUAAGAUGGGAUACAAUUGCUUUGGGGGACUGGGUCUAGUUGAAAAAGCCGCUUAUUUUCUAAAACAGUAAAAAAUUCAAAAAAGGCCAAGCACAGUCCUGUAGAUUCUUGCAUUACACAUUGUCCUAAACGAGUCCGGUUUAAUAACUCACAACAAAAAGUGUUGCCAUUUUUGUUUAAAGACUUUUUAUUGUUUUCUGGCCGUGUAGAGUCACGUGACAACAUUUGCAUAAUUGAACGUCACCUAAUUGACAGAAACCACACAUGUAUGUAUCUGGCAAAGUUUCAUCUUUCUACUGCUUACGUGCUCAGAGAUAGACCACCCCCCAUCACUUUUUUACUGAAUCAUUGGAGACCCAUGCCUUAAUUUACCUGAGUCCCCCACUAAUUUCAAAGUCAAUACAGUGUCAUUACUGUACUCAGCAAGACAACAAUGGAUGUGUGGCUCAUGACACUUUUUUGGGAACAUUGAGAAAUUUAUACAAAUACAGCAAAUUUUAAAAAUCAAUGCAGUAAAGCAUAGGUUGUCUAGAAAUGUCUGUAUGACAAGCCGGACUUGCACUCACUAUUUUAAACUGAAGGCCGGAUCAUUGAAUAUUCCUAGAAGUUAAUUUUUUAUGAGCGCCUUUAGUAAGGUCUGUAAGAAUUGUAAAAUGUCGUUAUUAUCUCCCAGGUGAAGAUUGUUCGUCUGGAUAUUCAAGUAAAGCCUUUAUGUACUCACUGACCAAUAACAACGGUUCUGGACACGCUGUAUACAAUCCUGUUAAGCUGCGAGUCAAGUCAGAUAAGGACCAUGUAGCUGUAUACAGGUGUGAUUUUUAUGGACCAGUAUUUGGCCCGGGUGAUAUUUUCAUAUCAAACAACUCUGCUAGUAACCAGGAUUCUGAUACUUAUUGUGGAGAGAGCUACCCCCUCCCCCCAGGGUAUUCUUUAUCUGGUUCUAACUGUAAAUUCUAUGCUGGAAGCCACCGAUUCACGCCAACAGAUAUCGAAGUAUUCUAUGAAACAACCACUUAA